UAUUCGCGUUUCGUGCUCGAAUUAAAGAGCGAGCGAAGAGUCUAGCGCUAAAAGAACGAGACGGCGCUAGACUAGCGAGAACUGCGGGAACUGCGCAAACUUGGCCGAGCGACAGUCAUGCUGAGUACCGACUAGCGACUCCGGGGACAGUUGUUGGACCGUCUGAACUGUUGGAGGCCGUACUACCUAUAUACGACUCGCCCAAGCUAGUUACUACCAUCUCGGCCCUGCGCAAUUACUGCUGCGAGUCGCGACAUCCAAGUGACGAUUCUGCCGUUUUACCUGCUCGCUCCAACAGAGAGGACUACCCUCUUAGGCCUCUCAGCAGUCUUUGCCCGUAGCCGAUUCACGCACGUCAACACAAACCUACACUACAGGCAAGAGUGAGCCAGCCGAGCGACGAGCAGCAGUAGUAGUAGCAGCAGCAGCAGCAGCAGCAGCAGCAGUUGGCACAGGCAGUAAAACAGAGUCGCCCCCACCUACGCACGCAGUUAUAUAUUUGCACACUACGAUACUCGACAGUCGCUGAUCAACUCAGAGAGAGAUCCUCAAAUGGCGCUCAAGCGGAUCAACAAGGAACUCCAGGAUCUGGGAAGAGACCCACCUGCACAAUGUUCAGCUGGUCCAGUGGGGGAUGAUUUAUUCCAUUGGCAAGCUACCAUAAUGGGUCCUCCUGACAGCCCCUACCAAGGAGGAGUUUUUUUCCUUACAAUUCACUUUCCUACAGACUACCCAUUCAAACCUCCAAAGGUGGCUUUCACAACUAGAAUUUACCAUCCUAAUAUCAAUAGUAAUGGUAGCAUUUGUUUGGAUAUUUUAAGAUCGCAGUGGUCUCCUGCACUCACCAUUUCGAAAGUGCUCUUGUCCAUAUGCUCUUUGCUGUGUGAUCCAAAUCCAGAUGAUCCUUUGGUGCCAGAGAUAGCCAGGAUAUAUAAAACUGACAGAGAAAAAUAUAAUGAACUGGCUCGUGAAUGGACGCGCAAGUAUGCUAUGUGAUCCUCUUACAUCUGUUAACCUCAACAUCUGUAUGCCACCAUCAAACAGUCCCCGCCUAAAUGCCAUGUAUCAUCAGUACUGAUUCAACCUAUGGCUCGUUUGUCUUCUUAUAAAUGAAUGUAAACGUCGUUCAAAUUAGACUUGCGAGCUUAUCGCAGGGUAUCACAGGCCAGCUGUGAUGGUUUCAAUAAGAAAAUUUCCUCCUCCCUGGAUACCCUGCGCUAUUUAUCAUGUCAGUGCCACUAUUGGCAAUAAGAAGGCGAUUUACGAAGGAUUUAAGUAAAAAAGGUGGUUUCGAACUUUGAAUUUUUAAUUAUCAAUCAUGAAUUUUAAAAAACAUUAAGGAUCAAAGAAAUACCUGCGUAAAAGACAGGAUUGAGAAAUUUUAAAUACAGCAUAUUGUUCGCUUUAAUUUCACAGUAAUAAACGAGACCUAUGGGAAAAAAUUACAAUAUGUCGAGUGAAAGUAGGAUUUUUAUUUGAAUUAAAUAGUCUAAUUAUUAUGAUCGUACUUAUAACGCUGUAAUAUCUUGGUAUAUAUUUAUAUAUGCCCACCAUUUUCAAAAUGAAAAUGAAUACAGAAAAACGUUGUAUGUAAGCGUGUAAGAAUAUAUAAAAUGUGGACAAAUAUUGUGCAAAUUAGAAACAAAAUACCCGUGCACUGACUAUUAGUCUUAAACGUUCUAAGCGAUCUACGCCCGUCCUUCGAUACAAUACGGUCAUUUUUUUGUAAGACUGGGCUCUAUAUAUAAAUAUUUCUGAAAAAAGAUAACGAUCAUGUUUUUUCUUUUUACUUCACAUUCACUACUUAUUACUUAAUAAUGUCUUAUUUAUUGUUUGUCUAAUUCAACUGCCUGAUGAAUAAAUAUUUUUAAAUCAAAUUCUACGAGUAACUCGUUUAAAAUGUUCAAUGAUUUUUAUUAUAAUUAGUAAUGUAUGUGUACAUGUGCAUGAUAGGGCGAGGAAUGGUUAAAACACUGACAACGCAAAAUUUAUUCGUUUAGUUGUAUAAUACUUCAAUGAUAUCGUUUAAUACCUUUAGCACGAAAAGGGUAUGAGAAGUUAUUAUGAACAAAUUCGUAUUACUGAUGAUAUAUUACUCUACUUGUGACUUCAAGUGAGAAAAAAGCCUAAAUGAUCAAAUUUCUAAUCUAAAUCGCUCAAAAAGGUAAACAUAUUUAUUGCUGGUUUCUAUUUUUGUGAAGUAAUAAUAACAAAAAAGGAAACAAUCAGUACUAUGACUUGCCCUUAGGAGUUGAAUCUGAGCAUUUUAGAGUGAUUUCUUUAAAUAAUAAAACUAUAUAGAUAGAUACUGCGUAGGUUCUGUAAAUCAGUUGUUCAUGGCUUCGAAAUACCUUUGUGAAAAAUAUGAAGGAGAGACAGUACGUGCGAAAGAGCGAUAGAGUACAAUUUUGUCACGAGCACUAGACGAGUUCAUGCUCGUCCAAAAAAUACAAUAUCGCGUUUAUACUUGUAAUUACGAUGAAAUCCUUCGGAAUAAAUAUUGAAAUAAAAAAAUUUCAAAAAAUACUACAUGUCUUGUCACCAUCGUAACAUGUAAUGUUGAUAUCGCAUGAUUUAACAUACUAUUGUACAGUUAUCGAAUAUUUUUUGUACCUAAUGCAAUAUUUUCUCAAUCUACGCUUACAUGAUUUUGGAGAUCCACGCAUUUGUUCAAUAGUCUGCAUGAUAGGUAUUAAUUUUCAAGUCUAUUGCACGUUUUCAAGUAAUAUUGAUAAUUUUCGAUUUGUUUUUUGUCUUCACAAAACAUCGCGAUUUUUUUUUAGAAAAAAAAACGGAAAAAAAAUUUACGAACGUGUGAAUAACUGUAUUCUCAUCCAAUGUAAAGAUUACCACUGACUUCUAUUUCUUCGUGUUUAAAAUUAAUUAUUGUUGGUUUAUGCGUGGAUACGGAUUUGUGAGGUACUCAGAGCGACUCAUCCUGUCAAUGUUUCAUUUGUAUAAUUGAUAAUGAUCAAAAUCAAGAUCAUUGAAUAUUUUUUUUUUAAGUUUCAUCGUUUUAAUUCCGUUUAUCGCAGUGUGUUAUUUUCAAAAAAAAAAAAAAUAAUAAUAAAAUAAAUAAUAUUAUUUUUUAAAAAUUGAGUUGAUCCGAAAACAAAUAAUCUUUUAUUUAAAUCAAAAAUAAACUUACUAAAAUAGAUGGAACAAUGUAAACGUGUGAAUUAUAAAAAAAAUUAAGACAAAUAAAUUUUGCCGCACCUGUGA
Molecule: messenger RNA, 3222 nt
Organism: Trichogramma pretiosum
Lineage: Eukaryota; Metazoa; Arthropoda; Insecta; Hymenoptera; Trichogrammatidae
Gene: eff
Product: ubiquitin-conjugating enzyme E2-17 kDa
Exons: 7
Coding region: 553-996 (147 amino acids)
Biological process (GO): protein polyubiquitination; ubiquitin-dependent protein catabolic process
Cellular component (GO): nucleus
Molecular function (GO): ubiquitin conjugating enzyme activity
Source: RefSeq, a predicted model, not a curated record